Messenger RNA from Laccaria bicolor S238N-H82, 795 nucleotides. RefSeq lists its product as uncharacterized. The record is from RefSeq and is a predicted model, not a curated record. The transcript is spliced from 4 exons. Lineage: Eukaryota; Fungi; Basidiomycota; Agaricomycetes; Agaricales; Hydnangiaceae. Bases 1 to 795 code for a protein of 264 amino acids.
AUGCAGGAUGCAUCAGAUGGUCGUGGAGGAACCGAGCCCCACCCUGGGCCCAGUGCUCGCUACGUCUACUAUCGGCUGUAUACUCAAGAGGGACCAAUCACAUCAUACAAUCCUAUCUAUUCCAACAAUCCUUUCAUCAGCCGCAUAAUUCCUAGAUCGGUGCCACCACCGCGAACCGCCGCAUCGCUGAAGAGACAUCUCUGCAAGAUCGAAGGCUUCUCAGCGCCCGAAAGCUGCACCUUGUAUUUAUCUCUCUCGGAAAACGUACCCGUGGACGGUGGUACUCGUCUUUCCCUUCAAGCGGACUUGGGGCCAGGUUUGUCGACAUCUGAUCCGGUGGCUCUUGUUGUUAGUCCCCAGGAAAGUGGAAACCGGUCUCCAGCGUCAGUCGAGACAAGGGCAUUAGGUGAAAUUGGGGAACAGGUUCAAACACAUUAUGUUUAUUACCGCAUUUACGACGAGAACGGUGAAGUCACCUCGAAAAUGUCCUUCAAUACAGAUGAUACCUCGCUGGGCCGCAUCGAGACUCUAUCUGUUCCGCCCCCUCACGCUGUCGCUUCUUUAAAGUCUUGCAUAAUUAAAUCUGAAGGGGUGUCGGCUCAUGACCUUCAAGUCUUUGAGGACGACACGGGCGAAAUUACCAUGAAAGAUGACGAUAUAAUUCCCCUUCUUGCUGACAGCUAUCCAGGUAAUGUGGAAGAGCAACCCAUAGCAAUUGUGUACAAGGAAACUCGAACACCAAACCUUGGGGCUUUUACGAAGAAGUUUAGAUGCAAGUACUCUCAGAGUGUGUGA